CUGCUUGCUCCACAGCUGCUUCUGAGGGGCUGGCCAAGUGGCCCUGCUGGCUCGCCCACCUGAGCGCCAUGGCAAAGAAUGGACUUAUAAUUUGCAUCUUGGUCAUCUCUUUGCUCCUGGACCAGACCACCAGCCGCCCAUCCAAAUUAAAAGCCAGGAAGCACAGCAAACGCCGCGUGAAAGAAAAAGAUGGGGAUCUGAAGUCUCAAGUUGAAAAGCUCUGGAGAGAAGUCAACGCUCUGAAGGAGAUGCAAGCCCUGCAGACAGUCUGUCUCCGAGGCACAAAAUUCCACAAGAAAUGCUACCUUGCUUCGGAAGACCUGAAGCAUUUCCAUGAAGCCAAUGAAGACUGUAUUUCCAAAGGAGGGGUCCUGGUUGUCCCCAGGAGCUCCGAUGAAAUCAAUGCCCUCCAAGACUAUGGGAAGAAGAGCCUGCCUGGUGUCAAUGACUUUUGGCUGGGCAUUAACGAUAUGGCUACAGAAGGCAAGUUUCUUGAUGUCAAUGGAAUGGCUGUCUCCUUCCUCAACUGGGACCGUGCACAGCCCAACGGUGGCAAGAAAGAAAACUGUGUCCUCUUCUCCCAGUCAGCUCAGGGGAAGUGGAGUGAUGAAGUCUGUCGUAGUAGCAAGAGGUACAUAUGUGAAUUUACCAUCCCCUAACGGGCCCUUCUCAAAUGCAUCUUCCAAGCACAAUUGGUCAUGAUUUAUAGGCUGGUGGUCACCAAGAAUAAGUCAAAAUUGUUACUAUUAAUUGCAAAAUUGCAACACAAGUGUCAAUGCCCAUAGCCAUAUAACAGAGCUGGACAAUUUGUUCCCACGUUCACUUGUGAUUCUGCCCUUUGUGGAGCACAGCAGAUCAGAAAUAACAAUCUAGCCACCAGGUAUGUGCACACUGUUAAAGUGACUUCUGCAAACCAAGUUAUCAAAUCAGUUUUCCUCUUUCCUUGUCCUGCUACAUGUAUAGACCCAGUCUGUAUAAAAAAAUACAACACCCUAUAUAUUUCUUCAGUCCAGAAAAGCAAAUUUAGGAUACCUAGAAGAUGUUUCACUUGAAAGUUUAGGGCAAUCAGUGACAGCAAUACAUUCGGAGAAAUGUACCAUUAGGGAAUUUCAAUUUUACGGCGUUAGUCAGUUUUGUUGUUGUACAAACAUCCUUGUGUGUACUUAUCAAGCCUAGCUGGUCUAGGUAAAUCACUCAGUGCAGACUCUUGCUGCAGUCAAGAGACACAGUAAACACAAGGUGUAUGAGGUGUCUGCUGGUGUAACAUGCAGACUGCACAGCAAUAUCUUUUUAUAAAUAGGAGCGUUCUCUAAGACAGCAAUAAAAGCUAUACUAUAGUGUGUUAGCUUUCCGUCACUAUGAUAAAACACCUGACACAGGCUGCAUAUGAAGAGAGGUUGGUUUAGCUCACAGUUUUGGGGUCUUAAAAAUCAAGAUUGGAGAGCCCCACUGGCUUGUCCUCUGGUGAGGGGGACAGAUGGUAGGACACCAUGGCUGCAGCACGUGUAGAAGCAAAUUUCCAAGCCAGGGGUACAGCCCAGUGUUACAGCACCUGCCUGGCAAGCACAAGGCCCUGGGUUUGAUUCCUGGGAAGAAAAACAUAUGCAAAUUUCCAACCAGAGCAGAGUUGGGGGGCUAGAGAACAGGAUCCCACAAUCCUCUUCAACAGCAAGGCCCCAAUGAUCUAAGGACCUCCUAUAUGGCUUUACUUCUUAGAGGUCUACAGCACCUCCCAAACCCUAAACCUACUACCCUCGGGAUACGUGGGGGACAGAAUUAAAGGAUCUCAAACCAUAACAUAUAGUAAAUACACAAGCCAGUAAUGUAGUCGCCAUUAUUAAGCAUAAUGUACUGCACUGCAUUGUUUUACAUUUUAUACAACUAACAGUGGGGUAGGUUUGUUUACACCAGUGUCUUCAGCAAGAAUAUAUGAAUAAUGAGGUUACACUCGUGCUAGAGGGUGAGAACUGCUCCAUCACUGUGCAAUGUAAAUUUUUCAGUUCAUUAUAAUUUUAUGGGACCACCCUCAUAUAUGCAGCCUGUCGUUGAUUGAAAUGUGGUCAUGCAGUGCAUGACUGUAUAUACUGGAUUGAUGAGAAUUCCCUCAGUCAGAGAUUCUAGGUGCUAUACAGUCCAUAAACUUUGCAGCCUGAUACUCCAUCUAUGCUAUCUCAAUGGUCUAUCUUGCUGGCCCAACAUCCUUGAGGUGACCUUGUUGCCUCUUCUAGUGGGGCUUGUAUCUUGUCUGCCAUGUCAGGACAAGGAUGUCCAAAGGGGUUUUGCUUUACUGCUGCUUUGUUCAAACUCCCCCAAUCUGGCUUUCUUUAGAAGUUCUGAAAGGAUCCAAAAAGACACAACCAGGGAGCAUAUCUGAUCAAUUUCCAUUCUGAAUAUUUUGUUACAACUUCCAAUUUAAAUGAGUAACUCAAAGACAGAGAAAGUGCAGAUUAUUUGCUAAAUUAGGGGUGGGGGUUAAAAGUCUACUUUUCCUUUGCUUUUUCAUCCUUACUGUCUUCCUUUAUAUGUGGUAGGUUUUUAUUUUACUUUCUUUAUAUACUUAUGUAUAUUUCAACCAUGGUUAUAUAUUUAUAAGUCUAUUAGGGGUAACAUAUAUUUGAAGUUGAAUGUUGGAUUUAAAUACUGUAAUACUAUUUUAGAGCCAUGUGUCUUUGCCAGUGCUAUUCUGCCAAAUGCUAUUUUGAUUAAAUUGUUUAAUGAAAGGGCUGGGGAUUUAGAU
Molecule: messenger RNA, 2737 nt
Organism: Chinchilla lanigera (long-tailed chinchilla)
Lineage: Eukaryota; Metazoa; Chordata; Mammalia; Rodentia; Chinchillidae
Gene: Clec3a
Product: C-type lectin domain family 3, member A
Exons: 3
Coding region: 69-659 (196 amino acids)
Source: RefSeq, a predicted model, not a curated record